AUGGAAAGUGCAUUAGAUGCAGCGUGCAUUUGUGUAAACUUGAAAAUUAUUUUUCUGCAAUUUGUUUUGAAAAAAGAAUUUAGAGACAGAAAAGGAAACAUUUUGUUCAUUCAAGCACAAGCCAAAUAUGAGAAAUCAUCUGGACAACAGGCGGCUGUUAUACUGCAAGAAGAUCCUUUUCUUGACUUUUUAACACCAUGUGUUCCUUUUAAACUCUAUUGA
Messenger RNA from Clunio marinus, 222 nucleotides. The record is from the annotation of a GenBank genome assembly. NCBI's taxonomy places the organism in Eukaryota, Metazoa, Arthropoda, Insecta, Diptera, Chironomidae.